CAGUACACAACUCUAUACCAUUUGCAUGUACACAAAUCACCACAUAAACAAUGGCAGCCCGCAAUACUCUCCGUCGUUCCCUCCUCUACGUCCCCGGCUCCUCCCAACGCUUCCUAGACAAGUCGCGCUCACUGACCGCCGACUGCGUCACCUAUGAUCUUGAAGACAGCGUGACACCGCACAUGAAAGCAGAGGCGCGCUCGCUAGUGCGGAGAGCAAUCGACCAAGCCGCGCCCCCAGGAAUCCGGGAACGCGCCGUUCGAAUCAACUCCGUAGACAGCGGACUGGCACUGGGUGAUUUGACCGAAGUCCUCCAAUCACCAAACCUAACAACAAUCGUAAUCCCCAAAGUCAACUCCGCCUCCGACCUAACCUUCGUCACAGACGUCAUAACCCACACUCUAUCCCAGCAACCCCCAACAGAAAGAACCCCAAUCUCACUCCUGGCUCUAGUCGAGUCCGCCAAAUCCCUCACAAACCUAUCUCAGAUCUGCGCCGCUUCGCCCUUGCUCCAAGGUCUGGUGUUCGCAGCCGAAGACUUCGCACUAGACCUGAGUAUUACGCGGACGCCCUCGCUGAGAGAGUUCCUGUUCGCGCGGUCUGCGAUAGCAACCGCUGCACGGGCGGCGGAUCUACCAUCGACGAUUGACCUUGUUUGUACGGCGUACAAGUCUGAGAAGGGGGAUGGGUCGCCGCCGGAUGUGCUGCAGGAGGAGUGUCGGGAUGGGCGCCGGUUGGGGUUCAAUGGGAAACAGUGUAUUCAUCCGUCGCAGGUGAAGGUUGCGGAUCAGAUAUUUGGACCGGAUGCGCAGGAGACCGAGUGGGCUAUGCGGGUUGUUAUUGCGGAUGAGAAGGCUGCGAGGGCGGGGAGGGGUGCUUGGACACUUGAUGGGAAGAUGAUUGAUGUUCCUGUUGCCCAUAAGGCUAGGGCUAUUGUUAAAAAGGCUGAGGCUUGUGGGGUUGAUGUUGAUGCUUUGAGGGGGGAGUGGCAGCAUCAGGAACCAGAAUAG
Molecule: messenger RNA, 1010 nt
Organism: Penicillium samsonianum
Lineage: Eukaryota; Fungi; Ascomycota; Eurotiomycetes; Eurotiales; Aspergillaceae
Product: HpcH/HpaI aldolase/citrate lyase family protein
Exons: 3
Coding region: 51-1010 (319 amino acids)
Biological process (GO): oxaloacetate metabolic process
Molecular function (GO): catalytic activity; magnesium ion binding
Source: RefSeq, a predicted model, not a curated record